AUGUCCGCCGCCCUGAACAAGAUCGCUGCUAACAGCCCCUCGCGGGCCAACCCCUCCGAGCUGGAGCAGAACAUUGCCCAGGCUCUGUACGACCUCGAGAGCAACACCGCCGACCUCAAGGUCGCUCUCCGCCCUCUGCAGAUCGUCUCUGCCCGCGAGAUCGAGGUCGGCCACGGCAAGAAGGCUAUUGCCAUCUUUGUCCCCGUUCCUUCCCUGCAGGGCUUCCACCGCGUCCAGCAGCGCCUCACCCGUGAGCUCGAGAAGAAGUUCUCCGACCGCCACGUCCUGAUCCUGGCCUCCCGCCGCAUCCUGCCCCGCCCCAAGCGCUCCGCCCGCUCCCGCAACAACCAGACCCAGAAGCGCCCCCGCUCCCGCACUCUCACCGCCGUCCACGACGCCAUCCUCACCGACCUCGUCUACCCCGUCGAGAUCGUCGGCAAGCGCCUCCGCACCAAGGAGGACGGCUCCAAGCUCCUCAAGGUCAUCCUCGACGAGAAGGAACGCGGCGGUGUUGACUACCGCCUCGACACCUACUCCGAGGUCUACCGCAAGCUUACCGGCCGCGGUGUCACCUUCGAGUUCCCCCAGUCUGGCUCCGCCGAGUACUAG
Molecule: messenger RNA, 609 nt
Organism: Colletotrichum tamarilloi
Lineage: Eukaryota; Fungi; Ascomycota; Sordariomycetes; Glomerellales; Glomerellaceae
Product: 40S ribosomal protein S7
Exons: 3
Coding region: 1-609 (202 amino acids)
Biological process (GO): ribosomal small subunit biogenesis; rRNA processing; translation
Cellular component (GO): 90S preribosome; ribosome; cytosolic small ribosomal subunit
Molecular function (GO): structural constituent of ribosome
Source: RefSeq, a predicted model, not a curated record